GGAAGGAUAGAUUUUAGGGAACUUUGUAUAAUGUUGAGUGUAAUAUUUAAUUCUGAAGAGAGUGAUAGAGCAGAAAUUUUGUUAGCAUUUUAUGAUUUUGAUUAAGAUGGUAAAUUAAGUAAAUCAGAGAUGGAGUUUUUCAUUUAAGAAAAUAGAUAAUAUUUAUAGAAGAAUGAUUUUGAGGUUUAAGAAAUGUAAAAAGAGAUGUUUAAGAUUUGGAUAGAUAGUAAUUUUAAUUUAACAAGGUAUUUUGAGAUAUUUGAAUUAUUACCUGGUCCUCUUAAAGAGAGAGAGAGAAUUAAAGAAAUGUUGUAAUCAACAUCGGCAUCUUCAUAAAAAUAAUAUGUAAUAAGUUAUAAAUGGUGGGAAUUAUGGAGAUUUUAUGUAAACUUUAAUUUUGCCAAUAAUCCAAAAAAAAAGUUAGCACAUAUAUCGAUAGUAGAUAUAGAAGAAAUGGAAGAAUAAAAGAUAAUAGCACCAUAAUAAGAUGAUUAAGGUGUUUAAGGUUCUUAAUUUGAAGAGAAAAAUGAAGAUCUUUAUAAUCCAAGAUUAAAUUUGAAUCAUGGAUUAUAAGAAUCUGUUCAUGGUUCUUAAUUUUGUAUAAUUGAGAAUUAAACUUCAAUUAGACCAGGUCCUAUUGAUAAUUCAGAUAUCUAAGGAGAAUAUGAAGGUGAAUUAAAAACUAAUAUAUUAAAUAAUCAUGAUUAUUUAACAUUACCAGAAUCUGCUUGGUUUUCAUUAGUUUAAUGGUAUGGAUGUUAUAAUAAUUUGGCAUAUAAAAGAAGAUCUUUUCAUGAUGAACGUACUAAAACAUAAAUUGUUGAUUUGUAUCCUCCUGUUCUCUAAGGAUAUAUAACUACAAAUAAAGGAGAAUUAUCAUUUAAAAAAUCAUAUAAAUUUAUGGUUAAUUCAAGAAAAACUAUGCAUAAUGUUUUUCAUAAAUUAAUUAAAAAGUUUAAGAUUAAAAACUUAUAUGAUUAUUAAUUAUAUUACAUGAAAGUAAAUGAAUAAUGGACACUUGUUUAAGAUUUAGAUUUAAAAUUAUUAGAUUUAUAAAUUGUAUCUGGUACUUUUGUAACUUUAAUCUUAAAAGGGAUAACACCUAAAUCUAUAUUUUAAUAAGUUGGAUGUGGUUUAGGUUAAAUAUAUGAUGUUUAACAUCCUGUUUCUAAUGAAUGGUUAUUAUGUAUAGUAAACGGAUUUUCUGAAGAUUUUACUAAUCUUAGAUUUCAUAUCUAAAAAGAAAGUUAUUAAAGAGAUUUUUGUAUUCCUUCUACUGAAAGAACUCAGAAAAUGUAUCCUCCAAAUACUAAAUAAAAAUAAGAACCAAAAUAUUUUUAUAUUCCUCAUCAUAUAGGUUUAUUAAAUUUGGGAAAUACUUGUUUCAUCAAUACAGUUGUGUAAUGUCUUAUAAAUACUCCUGUUUUUGAUGAUUAUUUAUAUAAAUAAGCAUUCAAAUAAGAAAUUUUAAAGAAUUCAAAAUUUUCUUAUUUAAUUGAUGAAUUAUCUAAAGUAGCAAUUAAAUUGAAAGAUUAAAAAGAUAAAGCAUUUGCACCUGAAUAAUUUAAAAAAGCUAUAGAUUAAAAUUUACCAGCAUUUUCUGGAUUUGAAUAACAUGAUGCUUAAGAAUUCUUAAAUAUUCUUUUAGAUACAAUGUCAGAUGAAUUGAAAAAGAAUGUAUAAAAGAAAUCAAUUGGUUAAUCUAAUAUCAAUAAUUCUUUUGAAUAAUUUGAAACUGUUGUAAAGGAAUUAUUUACUGGUAAAACAGUCAACACAUUAAUUUGUUAAAAUUGUUAAUAUAAAAGUUAAAAAUAUGAGGAAUAUUAUACUUUAAGUUUACCAAUUCCGAUAAAUGAUGAAAUACCUAUAUUUAUAAUUUUGUUUAAAAAAUGUUAAUCAUUGUAGAGUGAGAUUCCACCAUUAGAUAAGUAUGGAAUUAAAGUUUCAAAAUAUGCAUUGUUAAAAGAUUUAUUCAUUGCAAUUGAAAAAGUAACUGGAAUAUCUUAAUAAAGAUUUGAAUUAACAGAAAUUUAUAGAAAUUAGAUCCAUAGAUAAUUUGGGAAUUUGAAUCCAUCUAUCCCAAUUAGAUAGAUAGGAUUAAAAGCUAAUUAAUUAUUGCAUGUAUUUGAGGUAGCUAAAGUUGUUAAAGAUGCUGAAGAUGAAUUUUAAGAAUUGAUAUCUAUGUUUACAUAUAGGAGAGACAAUUUCUAAAAUUUAGAUUAUGUUGAUAUUGAAGAUAGAUUAGGAGAUUGGAGACAUGGUUAAAUUAUAUCUAUAAAUGAGAGAAAUCAUGAUAAAAGUUAUAAAGUAUAAAUAAAAAAAUAGAAUGGCCAAUCAUAAAAUUCAUAAACAUUUUAUUCUUAUUAAUUGUAACCUUUUAGAAGCAGAGCAUAGAAUUUAAAAAAGUUUAACUUAGUUACUGUUACUAAUCGUUAUUACAACAAAGCAACUGAAUAAUAUGAAAAAUUCUCAUUUCCUUUUUUCAUUUUAGUGCCAUCAUCUCAUAUUACAUUAUAAGAGUUUUAGGCUUUGAUAUAUAUAUAAGCUAAACGAUUUAUUGAUUUUGUAAGUUUAUUAUAAUUAAUCAUUAAUAGGGUUAUUUGAAAAAGAAAAGUUGUAUAUAGAAGAUGUAAAAAGAGAAGGUACAAUUUUAUAAUGGAGCAUAAGAUAUUUAAAAUGACUUAAAUCAUUCUAAAAAAUAUAAUGCAUAAAGUGUUUAUUUAGAUUAAGUUGAAAUAAGAAAAAGUAGUUAUAGAUUAACAGAAUAGGAUUUAGAACCUAAUUAAAAGAAAUUGAAUAGACCAAAUUAUGAAUCAAUUUAGGAAGAACUUAAUUUCAUAAAAUCAAUUGAUUUCCCUUAUAAAAUUAAAAUUUUAGAUCAAAAUAUGAAUUGUUUGGUUUGUGAAAAGAGUACAUUAAAUACAUGUCCUAGAUAUAAUGUUUGUAAUGGUUAUUCUUGUGAGAUAGAUCCAAUGUUUUUACAUUUGCCUUAGAAUUAUUGCAUAGUAUUGGAUUGGAUAGAUUCUUUAGCAUUUAAUUUAUUUUCAACAGUAGUGUCCCAUCAUGAGACAUGUUAGUAAUUAAUUGAGAAUAAAAAUAAUAGAAAGGAUAGAGUAACACCAGAUUAAUGUUUUUCAAUAUUAACAUAAGAAGAGAAAGUUGAAAUAAAUUGUGAUAAUUGUUAAUCAAAAUAAUAAGCAAUAGUAAAAUUAUCAUUGGCACAUACACCAAAUAUAUUGAUAUUACAUUUGAAACGAUUUUAAUAUAGAGAUGGAUAUUUAGAGAAGAUUGAAACAGAUAUAGAUUUUCCAUUAAGAUCUUUAAAUUUAAAAUAAUGGUAAAUAGGAUAGAAUAGUCAUAAGGUAUAUGACUUAUAUGCAGUAGCAAAUCACUUUGGAAAUGGUUAAUAUGGUAAUAAUCUUAUAGUUAAAUUAGGACAUUAUACUUCUUACGUACUAAAGAAUAUAGAUUAGAAAGAUGUAUGGAUACAUUGUGAUGAUGAUCAAAUUAAAACUUAAGCACCAGAAAAGGUUAUGUCUUAAUAUACCUAUCUAUUGUUUUAUAGAAUUAGAGAAAUACCAACUAGUUCCUUAUUAAAUUUAACUUAUAAUCAUUGA
This is a messenger RNA of Paramecium sonneborni, 3617 nucleotides long. NCBI's taxonomy places the organism in Eukaryota, Ciliophora, Oligohymenophorea, Peniculida, Parameciidae. The record is from the annotation of a GenBank genome assembly.